Messenger RNA from Cinara cedri, 315 nucleotides. Lineage: Eukaryota; Metazoa; Arthropoda; Insecta; Hemiptera; Aphididae. The record is from the annotation of a GenBank genome assembly.
AUGAAGGUAUUUAACAUCAAAAUAAUAAUAAUAAUAAGCAUCUCUGAAAUGAGAAUUUCAUUUAUGUUGUUUUCUAGUCCUAGAAGAUGGCACGUGAGACCAAUGCUUAAAGAGCGUAAUGACCACAGUCAUUUUAAUACAUUGAUAAAAGAACAGUGUUUAGUAAAUUCAUCACUGUAUUUUAAUUUCACUAUGAUGUCUCCCUUAACUUUUGAAAAGCUUACUCAAAUAGUAGCUCCAAAAUUUUUGCGAAAGACAUGUAGACAUGAUGUUCUCUCUGUUGGAGAAAUUUUGGGCGCCACAUUUAGUUUAUAA